Blepharisma stoltei is the source of this 3118-nucleotide messenger RNA. NCBI's taxonomy places the organism in Eukaryota, Ciliophora, Heterotrichea, Heterotrichida, Blepharismidae. The record is from the annotation of a GenBank genome assembly.
AUGAAAAAUAAUUAUAUUAUAGCUAUGGACAGUCCAAUAGAAGUUUUUAUUGUUCCUCAUACACAUUGUGAUCCUGGAUGGCUAGAAACUAUGGAAUGAUAUUAUGAAAAUCGAGUAAGAAACAUUUUUCAGACCAUAAUAACCCUUCUUUCAGAAAAUGAUAAAUUGAAGAUGGUCUGGUGUGAGACCUCAUUCUUAAAGAUGUGGAUGGACGAACAAAGCCACGAAAUCCAAACAAAAACAAAAAAACUCAUAGAAAAAGGCCAGCUCGAAAUCGUUGGCGGCGGGUAUAUACAAACAGAUGAAGCUUGCCCUGACAUUGAUAUGAUCAUCAGGCAAAUUGAGCAUGGACACGAAUAUCUGUACGAAACUUUCAGUAUCCCCAAAGUCAAGGUUGGCUGACAAAUUGACCCCUUUGGACACUCUGCCCUCCUCCCAAGCAUAUUUGCAAAAUUCGGAUAUGAGUAUCAUGUAAUAAACAGAAUUGAUACUGCUUUUAAAAGGCAGCUUAUAAGUGAAGGAAACUUAGAGUUUGUCUGAUAUGGGUCAAAUUUAGGGCAAAAUGAAUCUAUUUUUACACAUGUUUUGUAUGAGCAUUAUAGUCCUCCUCGAAUUCUUCAUCCUUGGGACCCUUUUUAUUGCUUUGGAAAUGGAGAUUUGACUCAAGAAAUACUAGAAUCGAGGUAAAUUUUAUGCAGUGCAGAAAAAUUAUAUGAUCUAGCUGUUAAAAGAUUAGAUUAGAUUAGAUUAAAGUUAGUUUGAAGAGUUAUUUCAGCCCCUUCUGCCUUAAUACUCCUUGCCCUAGUCAUUGAUUUGCACUUACGCCCUUUUCUGUCAACGCCAUCAAAAUAUGGUGAUAUCGCCAUCUUAUGAGGAGAUGCCUAGCGGUUGGCACGGUCCAUCCAGGAUGGGAGAUAGGACACGAUCCCGAAGCCUCCUUCUGAUCCCAUUACAAUUCACAUCUGGCUCUAGUUUCCUUAUCUAUAUUUUGAGGUAAAAAAAAAAACUGUCGUAGUGUAUCGUAUAGGGAGAAAAAAGUUAAGGCACAAACCCUCAUAAACUCAAAAAAUUUUGAGAGUAUGGGAGAAGGAUGGCUGCCAUUUUUUAUUUUUGUGCAGUCAAAAGAAGAUCUGCUUAUAAGACAAGCAAAAUAAUGUUCUUAUACGGUGAUGAUUUUUGGUUUUCAAACUUAAAGCAGUCAAGGAUAGGCUUUGAAAAAAUUGAAGCACUUGUGGAUUAUGUGAAUAGUUCAGAGAGAUUUCAAAAUUUCAAGAUAAAAAUUGCAACAGCAAGUGAAUAUUUUGAAGCAGUUAGGAAAGAAAAUGUAAGGUUUUCAGUUUAUAGAGGAGACUUUUUUCCAUAUAGGGUAUUUAGAGGAGAACCGAGGUCGAUUUAUUGGACUGGGUAUUAUACUACAAGGCCUUUGCUAAAAAAAUUGAUAUGGGAAGCUCAUAGUCUAGCUAGGGCUGCAGAAAUAUCCAAAACGUUUUCAGCUGAAAAAUGCUUUUUGGCAUAUGAGGCAAGUCUUGCACUGCACCAUGAUGCGAUCACUGGAACUUGCAGACCACAUGUAGCUCACGACUAUAAAAAAAGGCUUAAAAACGACAUAUACCAAGCUGCUCGAACUAUUGCAAGUGUAAUUACUUCAAAAUUCAGCCUCACAAAAGAAAUCAGCUUUACGCUUACCUUACCUUACAGAGUAAUAAUUGUCUACAACCCCCUGAAUUGGGCCAAAACUUCACUAUUAUCUUUAAGCACCCCUAAAAAGACAUAUCUCGAAAUCAGAGACGGCAAAGGAAACUUCAUAAAUUCACAAAUUGUGAAGGAUUUUUCCAAUGACGAAUAUACUGUUUAUUUCAAAGCAGAACUUCCAUCAUUAUCAUUUUCUGCAUUUUUUAUAACUCAGCAUGAUGAGCCUAUAGAAAAUUGCUCAAUAGAUUCUGAUGUGAAUCAAGGAUAUAUUUUAAGCGACUCUUAUCAUUCUAUUGAAUUUUCUAAGACUGGGAUGGUUAAAAAUAUUAGUAAAGAAAAUAAAAAAUUAGAAAUUUCGCAGCAAUUUUGGAUGUACCCAGGACCAAGAAGUGGGGCUUAUAUUUUUAAACCAAUCAGCGAAGGCAAAAAACUGAAAAAUUUAAGCCUGCAAGCUAUAAAUAUAUCGACUGGCCCAAUUGUGCAGGUUGCUGAAGUGCUUUGGAAAAGAAAAUCAAAGCAGCCUUCAGAAAGACUUUAUUAUCAAAAAGUUAUUUUAUAUGGAGAAAAUAAAUUUUCCUGGGAUUUUGGAGUAUUUGCAUAUAAAGACGAAGAAAUUCUUGUCAGGCUGACUUCCAAAGAAAUUGUUGACCAGACAUGACUUUUUACGUCAAAUUCAGGAGAUUUAAGAUCUCGGGCCUAUUCGCAAUGCGAUUAUUCUGACAAAGGAAACAAUAUGUACCCAAUCCCAGGCGGCUUUGCAGUAAAAAUGCAGAAUCAUUACAUGAAGAUGUUUCCUUCUUAUCCUGUUGGACUAGGGAUGGCUAGUGAAAAUUCGUUUGAGCUGCUUCUUCAUAGAAACUUAACCCAUGAUGACUGGCUAGGAAUGUGUACGGGGGUUAUUGAUAAGACUUAUGCUCAUCAUCAUUUUGAUAUAGAAUUCGGAGAAUCGUUGAACAGCCAGUUUUUAAAAUCAUAUGUGGAGACGAAGACAGUGCCUUAUUUAUUUUCUGUUAUAAAUAAGGAAUUAGAUGUGACAUUAGACAAUUGGAGAGAGGCAAAGCAGUUUAGAACUCAAUGAAAUCAUGAAACAAAUCAUGAGCUGGGGUAUGAAAAUUCUCAGGUUUAUUUGUCAAGUGCUCUGGCUAAAAACAAUAGUUUUAUUUUUAGGGUAUUUAACUUUAGCAAUGAAAAGCAGCUAAUCUCGAUGAAAAAUUUCACAAUUUUGGAUAGAAUUCGGUUUGGUGGAUAUGAGCAUGUUCAAGAAUCAGAAAAAUUUCAAGAAAGCUCUGAAGAAAUAGUAUAUUCCAACAAGCCUAAUUCAAGCUUUCCAAUCCAACUCUAUGCAUCUCAACCUAUCCCAGACACUCAAUUUCAUCUUCUUCCAUCCGAAUUUUCUACUUUCAUUUCUGCUAAAAUAAUUAAAUAA